ACACUAUCAGAGUGCGCAUGCGCCAAUAAUGCAAUGCUGCGGUCACCUGCCGCUGCCUGGGCUGCAGACACGACCUACAGUUGUGGCCCGUUUCCUCUGCAGGAAACUGUACUCCACCUGUCCAGAGGCAGGACAGCGUCUGGCGUAAACAGCAGGGUAUAUACUUUCAAAGAGUGCAGUGCUGAUGUGAUGCUGGAGGAACAGGCUGUGGAGCACUGAGCUUCCCAUGGCUGUUAGCACCAUGGACUCCGAGUCAGCCCGGACACCUCAGCCUCAGGCUGCCCUGACUAAAGGAGGCCACACCCUGCUGCCUGCUGGAUAUCUGAGUGCCAGGCUGGGCACUCAAAGGAAGCACUAUGUCUGCGGCUCCAUUGCAGCUUUUACAAACAUAUUGGUGACUUUCCCCAUCCAGAAGGUGCUGUUCCGCCAGCAGCUGCAUGGUGUGUUGGCCACUGAGGCGGUGCGGCAGCUCCAGAGAGAUGGGCUGAGGAAUCUUUACCGGGGCCUGCUGCCCCCACUACUCCAGAAGAGCACUACAGUGGCCAUCAUGUUUGGCCUGUAUGAGGACUUCUCCAGAGUCUUACUAGACCGGGCCGGUGGCAGCGGCAUACCAGAGCUGUUCACUCGAAGCUUUGCCGCAGCAUUGGCAGGAACCACAGAGGCCAUCCUGACGCCAUUUGAGCGCGUGCAGACUCUCCUACAAGACCAUCGGCACCACGGGCGCUUCAACAACACAGGCCACACCUUCCGGACACUUCUGACUGAGUAUGGUGUCAGGGAGUGUUACCGUGGUCUGGUGCCCAUACUUCUCCGUAACGGCCCUAGCAAUGUGCUCUUCUUUGGGCUCCGCGGGCCCAUUAAGGAGCUGCUCCCAGAAGUCAGUAGCCGGGCAGGUCACAUGGUUAUUGAUUUCGUGUGUGGAGGAUUGCUGGGGGCAGCCCUUGGCAUCAUGUUCUAUCCAUUAAACGUGGUCAAGGCACGGGCUCAGUCUCAGGUCGGUGGACCCUUCCAGCCCUGCAGGAAAGUGCUGCUAACAGUGUGGAGAGAGAGAGGUGGCAGUGUGGUGAUGCUCUUCAGAGGGGCCCACCUCAACUACCACCGUUCACUCCUCUCCUGGGGGAUCAUCAAUGCCACCUAUGAACUUCUGCUAAAGCUGUUGUAAGAGGGUGGAGGUGACGGAAUAGAGCUGUAGAGGGGACAAGAAAGCAGUUAAAGGGAAAAAGCUGUAUGGUGUGAUGGAACCAGUUUGUUGAGAAGAAAGGAUGUCAUAAAGCUGAUGUACUUGUUGUCUGGCACUAUUUUGGGGACACUGAAGUUUCCAUGACUGAAAGACAGCAAUGAAGUUGCACUUCUGACAGGGGCCAACAGUCAGUGUGAGAUAACCCACCUGCCAUGACUAUUAACUGUUGUUAAAGUAUUAAAAAACAAGACACUCGCUUUAGCCUAUACAAAACUCGUGCCAGGGUCCAAUUGAAAUGCCCUUGUUUGCUCUCUGUGCAAAAAAAUGUUGAUGGAGCAAACUGAACUCCAGCGUUUUGUUUUUUUUCCCCUCACAGUUUCAAGCAAAGGCUAUGUGACUGGAUUCUUCAUAUGUGCUGUGUGCUGUGGUGUUUUGUAGACAACAUCUGUCUGUUUGUUUGACCAAGAGCUUUUCCUCUGUGAGGCUGUAUUCUGCCACUUAACUGAAACACUUUUGUACUUUUGACCAGUGAAAUUUCCCAACAUCUAUUGUCAAUGAGAGUUUAAUAAAUUGAGUGUUGGUCAUUUUACUUCUCUUUCUGCUCCAUCUCCAGCUAUUCGGCCGACAUAUUUAUGAGAUCAGAAGUUCUAUUGUUGAAAUGAUAUCUGUGAUUUAUAUAUAUGUUCUUGGAAAGACACACACAGGCUAUUUUAAACAGCUUCUCCUUUCACACAUGACUCAUCUUUGCCGAAUGGGACUUAAAUGUUUUGUCAAACACUGUCUUGGAUUGUUUUAUGAAGAGCUACUGGCAUGUGUUAGGCCUAUUUGAGUUUUGAGAAGUGCCCAUUUGUCAGUAAAAUAUACAGUUACACCCA
This is a messenger RNA of Epinephelus moara (kelp grouper), 2055 nucleotides long. RefSeq names its product mitochondrial nicotinamide adenine dinucleotide transporter SLC25A51-like. NCBI's taxonomy places the organism in Eukaryota, Metazoa, Chordata, Actinopteri, Perciformes, Serranidae. The transcript is spliced from 2 exons. The record is from RefSeq and is a predicted model, not a curated record. Bases 227 to 1162 code for a protein of 311 amino acids.